UCAGAUUUGGAUUCUAACAACAUCUGUGUGAGGCAAUUUGCUAGCUAGCUAACGUUAGCUAUCUUAGCAACGAUGUCAUCCAGCAAAAAAACCAACUUCGUCGACAAGAUAGGUGUAAGGCUGUGUUGCUCUAAAAAGGAUAUGGAGAUCAGUAAACUCAGAAAGGAGAAUGCAUAUCUCAGGAAGUCAUUGGAUGAGCUGUCUCGUCAGAAAGGAGAACCAUCAGAUUCUGAAAAUAACAAGCUUUUAUUAGAGAAAAUCCUGUCACUAGAGACUCUACGGGAGAAGAACACUCAGCAGCUACUGGCCAUGGACCAGGAAAUCUGCUCUCUUUGGCAGCAGGCCCAUGCCGCGGGGGGUGAAACAGUGGCCAGUCUGGAGGCCCAGAUAGACCACUAUGUCAGGGAGGCCAAGCAGAGAAAAAGACUCUUCCAGUCACUCCAAGCCGAGACAGAGGACAUUAAGAACAAGCUGGUGUCCAUGUCUGCUAAGUGCCAGGAGCUGAAGAGAAGUAGAGCUGGCGCUGGGUUGCAUAGCUGCCCAUCAGAUGGACAGGUGUCCACCACCAGUACUGCAAUGAGCCACGACCACCUCAGAGAUGCCCUGGAAAAGAACCAGCAGUGGCUGGCCUACGACCAGCAGAGAGAGGCCUAUGUGAAGGCGGUGUUGGCCCGGGUGUUUGGGCUGGAACAGCAGCUGAACCAGGCCAAGCAGGCCCUCGCACAGCAGCAUAAAGACGCCCAUUCAGAAGACAGGUCAGUGCAGAUACAGAAGCACUAUGAGAAAUUGUUACUGACGACCAAGAAGGAGCUGGAAACUCAGCGAGAGCAGGUCAAUACAGCCCAGAGACAACUAACUGAGCUGCAGUGUAGGUAUGAGGAGAAGCAGAGAGAGGUGGGAGAUGCGAGGCAGCAGUUCCAGUCGGAGAGGCUGAGUAUCCGGCAGAGUGUCCAGAAGGAGACGCGUCGCUCUGGGGACAGAGAGGGCCGUCUGUGGGGUGACAUGGAGGAGCUCCAGGCCAGACUAGAGGAAAAGGAGAUCAGGUCUGCUGAGCUCCUAGUGCAGGUGAAUCUACUGCAGAAGUCCUUACUGAGCCUGCAUGAGGAGCAGAAACGCGUCACGAUUCUGGAACAGCAGAUCCAGGUGUCUGCCAAAGACCUGGAGGACGAGAAGCGAGACUGUCAGUAUUUACAACAACAGCUCCACAUGGUGUUGAAGGAGCUACGCAAGGCAAAGCACCACGUCGCCAAACUCGAGUCAGAGAAGGGGCAGAGGGAGUUGUCCUGCCUGUACGAGGCCAGCGCUCACAGCAGACCCCCAGCACCCCUGAAGCCCUCCAAAGAGAGCGUCACUUCCCCCUCUCAGGUCCUCAACCAGCUAGACAAGAGAUUCUUAGAGUGUCCCAGCUGCCAAGCCCAGUACCUUACCAGCCACCACCGAGAGCUGCUGGCCCACCUUGAGCACUGUCUGUAAACACUGUCUGGGCUGUACAGGGGCUGGGAGCAUAGAAGUAGGCCUUGAUCUAUCCUAUCUAUUUAUAAUCUAGUCCUUCAAUUGUUAAGCCUGAGAGUACCCACCCCAAUAAGGAAUAGUCUGGAAUAGGCUAGGGGGGACAUUUUACUAUUCUAAAACGCACUAAACUUAAUUUCCCUUUUCAAAAUGUUAUAGGUGGUGCAAACGCCAGCUGCAAUGUCAUGGUUACUUUGUGCACUGCGUCUGUGUGUUUAGAAGAGGAAAAUGUCAACCUGUUUGUCUAUGUACCUUGGUCCUGGAUUGCUACUGGACCGGAUUGGUGAUGGAUCAAACUGGAAAUAGCGCUUACUGUAUACAGUAAGGAACAUUGCUUCACGCCAAUGAGUUGAUCAAUCAAUUAAUUUUAUAAAGCCCUUUAUAACUAUUGAACUAUUUACUCACUCAAACUUUGAAUUUUGGACAUGCUUUUAUGUUUUUCUCUCUUUGACUAAAGUAUAAAUCAGUUGACUGGUUUAAAAUACUUUAGAUCAUUUUGAUGUUCAGACUUGUGAAUUGUUCCUCCUAAUGUCCAUUAUUAUUAUCCUUGCAUAAAUCUAAAUAUCCCUGUAAAUGUUUUUAAAGCUUUCUUGUUCUAGAAAUGUAUAGUUCUUGGUUCCAGCUAAGACGAUAGUUUGUAAAUUAAAAGAAACAAUCUUAUUACAAUAAAAUAAAAACAGUGUAGGCUACAUUGUAUCAAAGGUCUAGAAAAGACUGAUUUAAUUUCUAUUCCAGACUAGUGAUAAAUGACAGGCAUCCUCGUUUACAUGUUUUGCUUUAUUUAAGCUUUAAAUAGGUUACAGUAUAACAUUUGUAUUCAUUCAUUCAUUUACCACAUUUACUGAGAAAAUAGAGCACUCCUAAUUUUCAAUAUACUGUAAAUACAGAAUAAAGUGGCUUCAGUAAUCUUUACAAGUCAAUGUACAAGCACUUUCAAUAAGCAAAUAAAGACAUUUGAACAGGUCUCGCUUAUGCUGAAAUUGGUCAAAGAAAAGUAUACAAAGUUCUAUAGAUUAAAUGUUGAUGCGUGCGGUACAAGCAAGACUUGCAUAUUUUUUAAGAAUAAGAACAAUAAUCUUUUUCAAAUGCAGCAAUAAAUUAUCAAAUAGGAAUUACAUCGUUUUGUACCAAAGCAUCCAUUGAACAGUUAUCUACAGGUUGUUAACAUUGAGGCACUUGUUGAAUCCACUGUUUUCUUAGAUAACUUUGAAUCCCCAAUCACACUUACUUGAACAUAAAUGACUUCAAUAAAUACCUAAACCAGUAACCUUUACGCACAUCUAUAAAAAGGGCAUGGUCAUGAAUAUGAACAAGAACAAAUUGUGCAAUAUAUUUCUCAAACAUAUCCUCUAUGAGAAAUUACAUUGAAAUGGAAUGGCAUAGCACAAAGGGUUUUGUUAACAGAGGACUAAGUUUGCAAAGGGAAAAAAAAAAUGUAUUAACCAUUAUUUAAAACAUAAUUAUGUAAUAUUCAUGCAUUAAUGAUACCAUUAUAUGAUUGGUCAAAUGUUCAAGUGAAACAGCCACGACUCUGUAGCUCAAUUGGUAGAGCAUGGCGCUUGUAACGCCAGGGUAGUGGGUUCGAUCCCCGGGACCACCCAUACG
This is a messenger RNA of Coregonus clupeaformis (lake whitefish), 3114 nucleotides long. RefSeq names its product centrosomal protein of 55 kDa-like. Lineage: Eukaryota; Metazoa; Chordata; Actinopteri; Salmoniformes; Salmonidae. The transcript has a single exon. The coding region runs from base 73 to 1473 and encodes 466 amino acids. The record is from RefSeq and is a predicted model, not a curated record. Gene Ontology annotation, biological process: mitotic cytokinesis; regulation of phosphatidylinositol 3-kinase/protein kinase B signal transduction.